ACAUACCUGAGCCGAGCGUCUGCAGAACCUGCAGCCAGGUCACCCAGCGGGUAUGAACCCGUCAUUAGAAAGAAAAGCAACACGGCAACUGCAGCAAAAGACAGAGAAACUGCGUGGGAGAAACGUGCUGCGCAGUGACGGAGGACAUUUGUACGUGUCCAUGCUGGUGAAAGGCCAUGGCAGUUCAAUGUGACGGUGUGACGGUGCGACGCGGCCUCACCUUUGCUACGGGUCUGGUAGAAUGUCUUUGUUUCGCCGGAGCCGUGUUCGGGUGGGCUUCGCUCGUUUUCGUCCUGAAGACGGACGGCUACUUCGGCUCAGGAUGCGUCAACGUCACAAAUUCCAAUGCAACGCAGGCCCUGGAUUGCAGUGGACAGGAUGAGAAGUUUUCACUUGUUUUCACCAUCGCCUCCUUUAUGAACAAUUUCCUAACACUGCCCAGCGGUUUCCUCUUUGACCACUUUGGCACGACAGUCGCUCGGCUGGUUGGAAUAUGUCUGUACACGUCGGGUACUCUGAUGGUGGGCUUCUCAAAUGCAGCUUUGUCCUUCAUGCUGUUCCCAGCUCUCUCCUUCCUGGCAACAGGUGGCGUCAUGUUUCUAAUAACAAACAUGCAGGUAGGAAACCUGUUCGGCUCACGUCGGUCCACCAUCAUCACCCUCUACAACGGAGCCUUUGACUCUUCAUCAGCACUCUUCCUCGUCAUCAAGCUGCUACACGAGGCCGGCUUCUCCCUCCGCUCCUGCUUCAUCUUCCUGUCCGCCUGCAGCGUCGUCCACCUCCUCAGGACCUUCUUCCUGCUGCCCAGACGCCACAUCCCCUACACGCUGCCCGACGGCUACACAUACGGGAUAACCUGCGGUAAAUCAAAGACUCUGAGCCUUGAGCCCACAACAACAAAUGGAAACGUGCAACCAGCGUCAGAGGAAAAGCCCCUCAACAUGGACCUCCCCGUGAAACCAGAGAAAACUUUUGCCGAGUGUUUGAAGUCCAGGUUCUUCGUGUUGCAGCUGCUCUGGUUAUCGAUUAUGCAGCUCAGGCAUUACCUCUUCAUUGGCACCCUCAACCCCAUGCUGCAGCGGCUGACGGCCGGGGAGCCCUCGCUGGUGAGCCAGUACAUCAACGCAUUCGCUAUAACGCAGCUGUGCGGAGUGCUUUGUGCUCCUUGGAACGGCCUGAUCAUGGACAGACACAAAGGCAGAACCCGUGCUCCAGGAGAGAGCGAACAGGAAGCAGACCUGCGGGCCUCUGUGCUUUCUCUCUUUCUGACGUCGCUGCAGUGCGUCGCGUUCUCACUUUGUGCCUCCAUCCCAUACCUGCCGCUUCAGUACCUCACCUUCGUCCUACAGGUGCUCAACCGCUCCUUCCUCUACGGCGGCAACGCAGCAUUCAUCAGCGUGGCUUUCCCAUCGUGCCACUUUGGGAAGCUGUACGGUUCUGUACUGGCUCUGUCUGCAGUGCUUUCCGUCCUGCAGUAUCCCUGCUUUGCCCUUGUGAAUGGACCUCUGAAUGGAAACCCUUUAUAUGUGAACAUUGCUCUGACGCUGUUCAGCCUGCUCACCUUCAUCCAUCCCCUCUCCGUCUUCCUGCACUGUCGAAGCCUCGCCUCCGGGCGAGCCAGGAGCACCUACUCCUAAAGUCUGUUAAACGUCACUCAAGACGUCUUUAAUAUCACCAGUCACACUUCCCGGUGUGUUUGUUUCAUUCAUUGUUGUCGUGUGCAUCAAAUCAAAUGGUGGCAGCAUUUCUCACACUCCCGGAUCAUUUUCACAGCCAAAUUGAAUUUAUCCAUAAUAAUUCAGAUCUUCUGGUGUGCAAUCUGAUGAAGUCACGCGGUCGCGUUACAUUACAUGUCAUUUAGCUGACGCUUUUAUCCAAAGCGACUUACAAAUAAGUGCAUAUCAACCAUGAGGAUACAAACCCAGAAGAACAAGAAGCAAGAAAGAGCAAUAAGCCGAUUCACAACUUGCCAUACACACUUUUAUUUUUCAAUGCAUGGAUCAACUAGUUUUACACCUUUCAACAAUUUUAAUUAAACCAAUAUUUUACGUUUCUUGUUUCAAGUAUUCUUAUAAUUCAUUUAUUGUAAUAUCAGCUAGCUCUCACACAAAGGCUGGAUUCAAAGUGCCAAAAUACAGACUGUGUGCUGAAAAUGAUAAACGGUUAUAUCAG
Gasterosteus aculeatus aculeatus (three-spined stickleback) is the source of this 2172-nucleotide messenger RNA. RefSeq names its product solute carrier family 43 member 3b (gene slc43a3b). The record is from RefSeq and is a predicted model, not a curated record. Gene Ontology annotation, molecular function: transmembrane transporter activity. NCBI's taxonomy places the organism in Eukaryota, Metazoa, Chordata, Actinopteri, Perciformes, Gasterosteidae. Gene Ontology annotation, biological process: transmembrane transport.